CUAGAGAAGCUUUGCCAUCGGAAAUGUGUGUUUGUUUAUGUUUCGCCAGUUCGCCUGCAGUUGAGGUUAUGUUAUAUACAUUCACGUGGUAUAAAAAAAGCUAACGAUUUUCCUUAGGACUACAGCAUUUAACUGAAGAUGGCGAAAAGUUUGCGUAGUAAAUGGAAGAGGAAAAUGAGAGCUGUUAAGAGAGAACGGUAUGGUCAGAAGGAGCUGGCCAGACUUAAGAAUAUUUUAGGCAUUAAUGAUGGAAGCUCAGAUGCAAACAUGGAAAACAUUUCAGAAAUUGUAACAGUGGCAGAUCCUAAAUCAUUGCAAGCAGAACAUCCCAGUACUUCGUCAUACAGCACACCCCCAGAAGAGGAAAUGGAUCAUGAUAAGAAACGAGUGUACAAUAAGAAAACUCUCAGGGACCAAUAUGGUAACUAUCCUGUGUGGAUGAGUAGUAGAAAGAUAAAAGCAAUUGCAAGCAAAAACAAAAUAACAAAGAAACAAAAGAAGAAGGCUGCUAAGAAAAGGAAGAAGACAAAUUAACAUUAAAUAUCUAGUUGUGAUACAAUUCUAAAUGUGGCAGUUAAGUGUUUCUUGACAACGUAUGAGAUCUGUGGAUCUAAGACAUAAGUUGAUACAUUGUAUUUUGUAAAAAUACCAUUGUAUAUUUUUUUAUUUAAAUAUGUUGGAAUACAUUUAAGUUAAUGAUUUAAAACA
Schistocerca serialis cubense is the source of this 708-nucleotide messenger RNA. Its product is annotated as protein LLP homolog. The transcript is spliced from 3 exons. Gene Ontology annotation, molecular function: RNA binding. Gene Ontology annotation, biological process: dendrite extension. Lineage: Eukaryota; Metazoa; Arthropoda; Insecta; Orthoptera; Acrididae. The record is from RefSeq and is a predicted model, not a curated record. Bases 139 to 534 code for a protein of 131 amino acids. Gene Ontology annotation, cellular component: nucleolus.